AUGGCGCAAGGCCCCGGUCGGUCUGCCCGUUGUAUUUACUGCUGUACAAGGCAAGUCUUCUUCGUCCCUCGUCCCUUGUCCCUCGUCGACGUCUCCGCGUGGGAAGCGGGCCAGGCUGCGCAAUCAAUCGACUUCAUCAACCCACUCAUCGCGGCUGGUUGUGGCCCAUCACCACCACCAGCCAAUCAGCGCCGACGAGCUGACGAGUCCUUCGCUCAGCCCCCGUCCACGCUUGUCCUGGUCCUCCAAUCACUUGCCCCGGUCGCCUCAAUUGCAAGCAAGGCCCGUAUGUGGGGCCGGGCGCCUUCGGCAUCUCCUUCCGGACCCUUUCCUUUUGCAACACCAGAUGAACAUGCUGCCGAGAACGGGAACCCUUCUAUCCACCUUCUGUCGGCUUGCGGCUGGCUUACCGUUGGACGCGCCGUAAUCUGCUCCCCUGGCGAGCUGUCGACUGAAUCGUACGUAAGGCGUGCUGCACAAGUUAAGGCUUGCUGCGUAAGGCUUGGUGGAACCAACUUGGGUCUAAAACGUGCCUCUUCAAUAUUCCGCUCGUUCGCAUCGUUGAGAAAUGAUCCAAAUGAACCGUAG
This is a messenger RNA of Ilyonectria robusta, 588 nucleotides long. RefSeq lists its product as uncharacterized. The transcript has 2 exons. NCBI's taxonomy places the organism in Eukaryota, Fungi, Ascomycota, Sordariomycetes, Hypocreales, Nectriaceae. The coding region runs from base 1 to 588 and encodes 195 amino acids. The record is from RefSeq and is a predicted model, not a curated record.